Messenger RNA from Gymnogyps californianus (California condor), 1322 nucleotides. It is a transcript of the gene SPP1, whose product is annotated as secreted phosphoprotein 1. Lineage: Eukaryota; Metazoa; Chordata; Aves; Accipitriformes; Cathartidae. The record is from RefSeq and is a predicted model, not a curated record. Bases 71 to 988 code for a protein of 305 amino acids. Gene Ontology annotation, molecular function: extracellular matrix binding. Gene Ontology annotation, biological process: ossification; osteoblast differentiation; cell adhesion. The transcript is spliced from 7 exons.
CUGCUGGGAUCACUAAGAGCACUCUUGUCGCAGCUGACUCCUCCAGCACCAGAAAAGGUAAAACAUCACAAUGAAGGUGGCAGUUCUGUGUUUAUGCCUUAUCAGCAUCACCGCUGCAUGGCCAGUGAAUAAAUCCAAGCAGCAUGCCAUUUCUGCCAGCUCCGAAGAAAAAUACGACCCCAGGGGCCAUCACUCACACAGAUAUCACCACCAUCACGUGAAAUCUCAGUCUUGGGAGAGUCUGCAGCACCCACAGAAUGACCUGGCAUCACCUCAGCAGACUCUUUACUCUUCAGAAGAAAGCAUGGAUGUCCCAGUACAACCGCACUUUCCUGAUGUGUCAAGCAAGAGCCAUGAAGAUGUGGAUGAUGACGACGACGAUGAUAAUGAUUCCAAUGACACGGAUGAAUCCGAUGAGGUUGUCACAAGUUUUCCCACAGACAUUCCAGUAACUGUACCCUUCCCUACUUUCCCUUUCACCCGGGGAGACAACGCCGGCAGAGGCGACAGUGUGGCCUACAGGGUGAGAGCAAAAGCCACAGUGGUGAAGUCUAGCAAACUCCGCAAAGCUCCAAAAAAGCUCAUUGUGUAUGAUGCCACCGAGGAGGAUGAGAGUGCCCUGGAUGCAGACAGCCAGCAACUGAGGCCCUCCCGGGAGGAUCCUGCUGCCCGCCACUCCCUGGGGAAGCAUGCCAUCAGUGGGGAAUGGGCUGACAAGAGCCACAGGCAGGACAGCAGUGAGCUGGACAGCAAGCAGCGUGACCGGAGCAUGGAAAAUGACAGCCGGCAGAAAUUUGAUAGCCAUGAGGUGGAAGGAGAUGAUAGCAAGGCUGGUGUCAGAGGGGAUAGCCACCAGAGCAUGGAAAGCAGGGAGAGCCAGGUCCACGUUUCAGCUGAGAUCCCCGACGAUAAGAGCAAUCAAACGUUGGAGAGUGCCGAGGAUGCUCAAGAUCAUCACAGCAUUGAAAAUAACGAAGUCACCCUUUAAAGGGAGACAAACGUAACAUUGCCCUUCUUUUUCAAUUCCUACCUAAGGGGAGGGAGGAGUAGUGUCAUUUCGGGUAACUGUUUGUAAAUGUAGAGCGCAUGGUGACUUUUCAGGUUUGGGGCAUCUUCUUUACCCAGUGGCCUCCCCUCGGCCGCCAGCAGUGCCAGCCCUUCGCACUGCACGUCGCGCCGGCCUCGCAGGAUGCAGUCAGCAGAGGCACGGGGAAGCGAGAUGAAUGCUGUUGGACGUACCGAGUGAGCGUUACCUCUCUGCCAUGCUGCUCUCCGUACUGCCAGCCUGUAUUUUGCUGUAACUGGAUUUAAAUAAAAACACA